Messenger RNA from Erigeron canadensis, 1430 nucleotides. RefSeq names its product probable transcription factor At1g11510. Gene Ontology annotation, biological process: regulation of DNA-templated transcription. The record is from RefSeq and is a predicted model, not a curated record. The transcript has a single exon. NCBI's taxonomy places the organism in Eukaryota, Viridiplantae, Streptophyta, Magnoliopsida, Asterales, Asteraceae. Gene Ontology annotation, cellular component: nucleus. The coding region runs from base 92 to 1180 and encodes 362 amino acids.
AAUCUGCCAAUAGAUACAUACAUCAGCUAGCAGCUCUUUUCUUCUUUCCGAACCCUAAUUUCCAAAACCCUUAAAUUCUUUCCUAAAAUCAAUGGCCCCAAAACAACCUGAAUCAAACCCUAAUCAUUCUUCAUCAUCUGAAGAAGAAGAUGAAGAAGAAGAAGAAGCUACCGGCUCAGAAGACUCACAAUCUGAAUCACAAGAAGCCUCCGAUUCCGAUUCCGGCGAAAAUAAACAAACCCCAGAUCAAAAAACGUUAAUUUCACAAACCCCAUCAAAACCCACCAACAAUUUGCAAAACCCAGAUCAAAAUAUGUCAGAAUCUGAAGAAGAAUCAGGUUCUGACACAGAUUCCGACGAUUCUCCGCCUAAAACAACCGCCACCGCCGCCGGAAAGGCUGUUUCGGCGAAACCCAUUUCGAUGAAGAGGCCUGCGCCGGUAACGGAGAAGUCCCCGGUGCUGGAAGUUAAGAAAGCUAAGAAAGAUGGAAGUGGGGAUGAUGAUAGUAAAAAACAGCUGUUUCAGAGGCUGUGGAGUGAAGAAGAUGAGAUUGUGAUAUUGAAAGGUAUGAUUGAUUAUAACAAAGAGAAUGGUGAGAGUCCUGUUAAUGAUAUUGGUGCAUUUCAUGAUUUAAUUAAGAAAUCGUUAUCUGUAGAUGUUAAACAAACACAAUUGUCUGAUAAAAUUAGGAGGUUGAAAAAGAAGUUUGUUAAUAAUGUUGGUAAGGAAAAAGAUGGUAAAGAUAGAAGCUUUUCCAAGAGUCAUGACCAGAAAUGUUAUGAUUUGUCGAAAUUGAUUUGGGGCGGUGGGAUGGAGAGUAAAAAGAAGGCUGUGUCGAAAAAUGGUGGUAGUGUUGUUAAGGUUAAUGUUGCUAGUGGGAGUGGUAGUGUUGCGAAGUUGAAUGGUGGUGUUGAUAGGAAGGGACAUGGGGUUGUGAAGGUGGAGGAGGGUAUGGAUGUGAAUCGGUUUGUUAGGUAUGGGGGUAACGAGGGGCCGGUUUUGGUAGAGGAGAUUGUGAAGGGUGGAAUGGAGUUAGUUGGAGGGUCGAAACGGAAGGAGUUGGAGGAGAAAUGGAAGGCGUUGAAAAGGCAGGAACUUGUGCUUUGUGUGAAACGGAUGGAUUUGUUUAAAGAACAGGCGUUGGUAGUUAUUGACGCUGUUAAUUCGUCCGAUAAUUGAGGUAAUCUAAAGUUUUCUGUUGAUGGAAGGUGAUGCCCUCAAGUUGGAGCAUAUCAAAUGUGGUAUUCAAUAAGAACUCGUAGUUAUCUUAGAAAUAUGUGUUUGCUAGUAAUUUUUUAUACUUUUUUUUACUUGAAAUUGUGAACUUGAUAUUAGUUUUUUGAUUUUUGAGAAAAUAACUUGUUUCAUGAUUUUGUCAAUGGUUAAGCUUGUAUAUUUCAUUCCGUAGCUGGAUGAGUUUUGUGUUUUA